Molecule: messenger RNA, 332 nt
Organism: Periconia digitata
Lineage: Eukaryota; Fungi; Ascomycota; Dothideomycetes; Pleosporales; Periconiaceae
Source: the annotation of a GenBank genome assembly
AUGAUGGUGAAUUCCACGCACAAACCAAUUUUUCAGCUCAGCCCUCCCCGUCCCUCAGCUAAUCACUGCCCCCUCCACCACCACCACCACCACUCGAGCCCCCUCCACCGCCACUACUCGAGAAACCACCACCUCCUCCUCCAUAGUCGGCUCCACUGUAUCCAUAGCCUCCGAUGCCCCCAUCGUCACCGUACCCAUCAUCACCAUACCCUCCACCACCACCCCCAUGUCUUCCAUAGUAAUGUGAACUACUUCCCCCAUGUCUCCCACCCCCAACUCGAAAGUUUCCCUGCCAGCCUGGUCGAGGGACGGCGCCGUUGGUGACGGUGCCU